AUGCCUAUCACUACGACAACUACGAAGACCAUGACUCGCACCAGGCACUCUUGGACCAAGAGCUUUGGCGUCACCACUAAGACUGUCGAAGCCACGUGCACUACCCCGGCCCACGUGGGCAAGCCUGACAAGCCUUGCGAGUACUCGCCCACCAAAGUUCACGCGGCGGCUAUCGAGACACCUACCACCAUCCCGAAAUUCCACCGCUGGGUUCGCAAGGGCGACCGCGAAGUCGAUUACGAAUGGGCGCGUGCCCGCGUCGAGGCCGCAAAGCAGAGACGUGCGGAGAAGGCUGGACAGGUUCAGCGCCGCGCUCCUGAUGCUCCCACGACAACUGUCACUUACGAGACUCCUGUCGCAGUACUCGCUACUGUGACUGCACCAGCUAUCACCACUACUGAGAGUGUUCUUCUCACAGAGUCCGCUACAGAGACGCUUCCUCCUCCCACUGUUCUUUCCGGCCUCCUCACCUCAACUACCACGCUACCGACUCCUACUAAGACCAAGUCCAAGUUUGCCUUUACUACUACGACCGAGGUCAUUACAUUCGGCCACGUAUGGACUACGACAACGACGGUACUUCCUACCUCGUCAGUAAGUGCAUGCAAGAAGCACGGUGGGCAUUUUUGGUGGAUCUAG
Molecule: messenger RNA, 639 nt
Organism: Alternaria metachromatica
Lineage: Eukaryota; Fungi; Ascomycota; Dothideomycetes; Pleosporales; Pleosporaceae
Exons: 2
Coding region: 1-639 (212 amino acids)
Source: RefSeq, a predicted model, not a curated record